AUGGGAGUAAUCACCAAAGGAGAUUUGAUCUUAGUAUCAGGUGCAUCAGGUUUCAUCGCAUCUCAUACUGCCAAACAGCUAUUACAACAAGGAUACAGAGUGAGAGGUACUGUCCGAUCUGAAGCUAAGGGAGAGUAUCUUAAGGAGAUCUUCAAAGGUUUGGGAGAAUUCGAAUAUGUUUUAGUUGAUGAUAUUACCAAAGAUGGGAUCUUCGACGAAGCUGUCAAAGGAGUUGACGGAGUAGCUCAUCUCGCUUCGCCUUUCUACACUGAGGGAGUCAAAGAUCCUCAAGAACUGAUUGGACCCGCUGUGAAGGGUACUACUGGUAUCUUGAAGAGUAUCCAAAAGAAUAACCCUAGCGUGAAAAGAGUAGUGAUCACUUCGUCUGUAGCUUCUAUCAUGAGUCUGGAAUCCAGAAAACCACCAGUUGUAUAUACCGAAGAAGAUUGGAAUCAAGAUUCCAUCUCGCAUGUAGAGAAGAAUGGUGUAAAAUCAUCAGGGGCAAUGGCAUAUCAAGCUUCGAAGACUCUGGCUGAAAAGGCUUUAUGGAAAUUCAUCGAAGAUGAGAAGCCUUCCUGGGAUGCGGUCGCUAUCAACCCCCCUCUCGUAUUGGGAGAGGUUAUCCAUCAAGUUGAUUCUCCCGAAAAACUCAAUACUUCUGUUGCCUACUUCUGGCAAUGGGCCACAGGCAAAAAGACCGAAUCUGACUUACCUGGCCCCAUGGGUAACUGGGUAGAUGUAAAAGAUGUCGCUCAAGGUCAUAUCAACGCCCUCUCCAUUGAAGAAGCCUCCGGACAACGAUUCAUCACUGGAGCAGGAUACCUCAUAGGUCAAGCCUGGGUAGAUAUUAUUCACAAGAAGUUCCCCGAUCUGAAGAAUGUCCCCGUGGGUAAACCUGGAGAAUACGAGGAAGUCGAAAAGGGUAUGAACCUCUUUAAUGGUGAGAAAGCAACCAAGGUAUUGGGUAUCAAAUACAAAUCUUUGGAGGAAUCAACUGCCGAGAUGGGUGAGAGUUUGUUCAAGAGAUUUGCUAAGCAAUAG
Messenger RNA from Kwoniella botswanensis, 1041 nucleotides. RefSeq lists its product as uncharacterized. Gene Ontology annotation, molecular function: oxidoreductase activity, acting on the CH-OH group of donors, NAD or NADP as acceptor. The record is from RefSeq and is a predicted model, not a curated record. NCBI's taxonomy places the organism in Eukaryota, Fungi, Basidiomycota, Tremellomycetes, Tremellales, Cryptococcaceae. Bases 1 to 1041 code for a protein of 346 amino acids. The transcript is spliced from 7 exons.